Messenger RNA from Musa acuminata AAA Group (dessert banana), 957 nucleotides. RefSeq names its product transcription factor MUTE-like. The transcript has 3 exons. The coding region runs from base 336 to 932 and encodes 198 amino acids. Gene Ontology annotation, biological process: guard cell differentiation; positive regulation of DNA-templated transcription; stomatal complex development. Gene Ontology annotation, molecular function: DNA-binding transcription factor activity; protein dimerization activity. The record is from RefSeq and is a predicted model, not a curated record. Gene Ontology annotation, cellular component: nucleus. NCBI's taxonomy places the organism in Eukaryota, Viridiplantae, Streptophyta, Magnoliopsida, Zingiberales, Musaceae.
GGAGUGAAUGCCACGGACUGAAGUGACUCACUUUUCCCUUCCUCCUCCUUAUCAAUGAAGCCUGUCCGAGUUUGUGAUCAGCGAGUUCAGCCAAACCCACCCCGUCCCGCGCGUGCGUGCGUGCUGUCUGCGGUGGCCACUCGGAGUAGCAGCUGCCACUCUGCUCACGAGGGCGCAGCCACGCCAUUGAAUGCCCCCUCCAGGUCCCGCAACCCCAACUCCACUCUCUGCUCCCCGUCCACCCACCCUGCCUGCCUGCAUGCACGCACCACCGGUAUUAAUAUGUCGUCAAGGUUAGGGUUUCAGCUGCAGCUCCGCUCCCUCCCUCCGCAGCCAUGUCCCACAUCGCCGUCGAAAGGAACAGAAGAAGGCAGAUGAACGAGCAUCUCAAGGUCCUGCGCACCCUCACCCCUUCCUUCUACAUCAAGAGGGGAGACCAAGCAUCCAUCAUCGGAGGAGCCAUAGAGUUCAUCAAGGAGCUGCAGCAGGUCCUGCACUCCCUGGAGGCCAAGAAGAAGCGUAAGAGCUUGAGCCCCAGCCCCACUCCGAGCCCACGGCCGCUACUCCAGCUGACACCAUCACCGACGUCCAGCAGCCCCGACACGGUCAAGGAGCUCGGCGCCUGCUGCAACUCCCCCGUCGCGGAUGUCGAGGCCAAGCUUUCCGGCUCCAACGUGCUUCUGAGGACGCUCUCCAAGCGCAUCCCGGGUCAGGUGGUCAAGAUCAUCACCGUCCUCGAGAGGCAGGCGUUCGAAAUCCUCCACCUCAACAUCAGCAGCAUGGAAGACACCGUGCUCUACUCCUUCGUCAUCAAGAUUGGACUCGAAUGCCAACUGAGUGUGGAAGAGCUUGCGUUAGAGGUCCAAAAGAGCUUUUGCGAAGAGAUUGGGUACCCAAAAAGCUUAGGUGAUGCAUGUACUAUAGAUGGUUGAAUACAUACUGAUCGAAUAGUAGUGU